GUUGAUGUCUUGAUGAUGUUGAUGUAGUAGUGAGUUGACUGUACCUUGGUGUCGUUGCAAUCUGCUCAUCCCGUACGUGAUUCAUCAUUGACAUUCCGACUCGAAAACCACAACAAUACGAGUGUCGAAGACUGCACUUGAGUGCUCUGUGUCUACUGUCAAAGUUCUUUCACCAUGGCUGGUCGCAACUACUUGAGCAACCCAAACGGUUCGUUUUUCUCUGUUGAGGAUGAUGAUGUCGACGAUGACACAUUUUUGAGAAAUUCCAGACAGGCACAGAAGCUUAGGGAAAUAGAAGAUCGUGCGCUUAGGUCAGCCCAACAAUCUAUAAGCAUAUUGCGGGAGACUGAAGACAUUGGAGUGAAGACUGCUGAGGAGUUGAUGAUCCAGAGAGAGAAACUAGAGCGCACUGAGAAGAAUUUGGACGACAUCAAUACCACUCUCCGAUACAGUCAAAAACAUAUUAAUGGAAUCAAGAGUGUAUUUGGAAGUUUGAAAAACUAUUUUAGUGGACGCGCAGACCAGAAGCCUGGUCAAAAUGACCCUCCGAGUUCGAGUAGUACCAGUAACAAUGCUGCUGAAAGUUCUUCUGGAUACUCUGCUUCAGCGAGCCGCAAACUUACUGAAGCAUUAGAAUACCAGCCUCCUUCUCAAGGAGUCCACCCUGGCUUGCGAAUCAGAGGACUUGGUGAUGAAGAUGAUGAUGUGCCAAAUCUAAGGAGCCCAACUUCAAUGAACCCACUUCAGAGCAGAUUUAAUCAAGUGAAUGAUAUCUUAGACAAAAAUAUUGAUGAGGUUGGUUCAUCAUUGUCUAGACUGAAGGGUCUUGCUCAAGGAUUGGGUGAAGAAAUUGAGUCUCAGAAUGAUCUUAUUGAUAGAAUACAUGAUAAAACUGACAGAGCUGAAGUGACAGUUACACGUCAGAAUAGAGAAAUGAAACGUCUGCUGAAAUAAAUCUGUCGCAAAACUAAAAUUACUUUUCCUUUUGUUAAAAUUGUAAUUUUCUUGGUGUGGUCAUUUCAGAAAAAAGUAGUUCUAGUAUGUCCUCCGAAAUACUCUUGUAUCAUGAUUGGCCUAUUGUAAUAUCUUUGCACUACUUGUUUCAUCACAUUUUAGUUAGUUUUUCUUAAAGUAAUUGGUACGUACUCAGUCACAUUGAGAUUCAUGACACUUGUGAUAAAAAAUUAGUUGGUAUUGUAAUGUGUACUACCAUCUGUUUAACAACUUCUUCAAAAAAAGAAUUUGUAUGGAAUCAAUUGUCUUUCUUCCUAGAGAUCAAACUUGAGAUUGAUGUCUUACAAUAAAUGUAUUUAAUGAUAUAGGAACUUUAUAUGUAUUUUUUGCUGGUAUGUUAGUAACCAAAGAUUAAAGAAGUGGAGAGCAACUCACUACAAUAUAUUAAGUUCAUCCUUAACAUUUAAGUUAGUGAAGAGAUUUACUGAGAAUGAUGCUGUUGUAAAUGAUUCUUUACUUAUCUGUCCUGUUUGAUUAUUUUUCUACCCUGUUUAAAGCAAAAGUGUUGUUCCCUGUUUGAAAUCACAUUUGUUGUGUUCAUUUUUGUAUAUUUUCAUCUGCACAUCCUGUCAAGAUGUUUUUGAAUUAAGUGUGACACAAUCAACCAGGUUACUCACAAAUCUGUGCGAAUUUGUUAGAGCUAUGUUUUUAUUCUAUCUAUAUGUUUAAAUAUAUAUUUUUUUUUACACAAAA
This is a messenger RNA of Frankliniella occidentalis (western flower thrips), 1707 nucleotides long. RefSeq names its product synaptosomal-associated protein 29 (gene Snap29). Lineage: Eukaryota; Metazoa; Arthropoda; Insecta; Thysanoptera; Thripidae. The record is from RefSeq and is a predicted model, not a curated record. Gene Ontology annotation, molecular function: syntaxin binding; SNAP receptor activity. The coding region runs from base 175 to 954 and encodes 259 amino acids. Gene Ontology annotation, biological process: synaptic vesicle fusion to presynaptic active zone membrane; synaptic vesicle priming; exocytosis. Gene Ontology annotation, cellular component: plasma membrane; SNARE complex. The transcript is spliced from 5 exons.